CUAAUUUUAGAACACGUACGCCAUAUUGUCAAGAGAUUUCGCGUCUCAGAAAACUUUCUUUCCCGACCGAAAUUUUCAAUUUAGUUUUCGUGUAAAUUUUUAGUUUAAUAACAAACAUUAAUAAAAUAUGAGUACCAAAGUAUUGUUUGCGUGUUCAAAGUGCUUUUCAAGGCACCCAUUUGAAGAGUUAUCGGCAGGUCAACAACUCUGCAAGGACUGUCGCGGAGCACCUCAAUCGUUGGCCAAGUGUAAUUACUGCAGGUCGGAGUUCCAACAGUCCAGUAAAUCCGGCACGUCGAGUGUAUGCAGCAAGUGCGAGCAGAAUGUCAAGCAAUACGGGAAACCCAGCGCCUGCGAGUGCUGCAGCAUCAUUGCGGCCUUUAUCGGGUCGAAAUGCCAAAGGUGUGCGAAUUCCGAGUUAAAGUACGGCCCGCCAGUACAAUGCGAUCAGUGUAAACAGCGAAGCGCCUUCGACAGGCAUGACGAGAGUAAAAAGAUCGAUGGGAAGCUGCUUUGCUAUCUUUGCACAUCGUCUUAUAAGCGCGCCUUACUCAAGGCCCGUCAGGUGAAAGAGGAAGCGCGUAUGUCCAAGAAGAGAGCACAUCCUAGCGAGAAGGUAUCUUCUAAAGAAUCGGGUGGGUCAGCCCCGAAGAAGUCAUCAUCGCAACGUUCUGAAUUAAGCAGCAAACAACAGUCGUCCUCAUCAGACGUGCCCGAGAAAAUUUCACGACAGACGGCGAGCAAUAAUGGUGGACUGGCCGGCCUUGGUGGAAUUACGGCAGCGGCAGUUGUUACAAUAGAUCCAAACAGCUCUGAUCACGUAGUGGCGAUGACAGACCUGAGGGAGCAGAUCGCCAGUUUACAGAAAAAGCUGGCAAUGAAGGACAAAGAGCUGUUGGAGAAAGACAAACUGAUCACGGAGUUGAAAGGACGGAAUUUCGACAACGCCAACGACAUGCGCAACAAACUUAGGGAGACCGAGAGAAUCUACGACAUGAAAGUUGACCUGUUGAACAAGAAGGUGGCGUCACUGUUGAAAGAAGUCGCAUCGCUGAAAAAGGGACAGAAGAAGAACGGAACGACGGGCUCCAAUGCAGUAGUAAGUGCGAUCAGCUCAAUCGACCAAAAGGAAUCAUCCAAGGAUAGUGGCGGAUCAGCAACGAAUAGUCCGGUCACGAAUUAGAUACAAUAACUUCUACAUUUCUAUUGAUGUAACUCUAUUUUUAUAAGUUCUGUUUUAUUUAAAUAUUCUCUUUAACGUUAAGGACACAAGACACGGGAAGAGACGAUUGUCUCUGCGGAGAAAAGUUGGGGCGACUGGCGACUGCCUUUCGUGAUUGUUCUUUGACCUUCACGCUCAAGGCAUCGCCAUAUUCGCUUGCAGAAAAUUCCAAAAAAAGUAAAAUACAUUCUUUCUUGAUUACGCAAUUUAGUUUUAUUUGUUGUGAAUGCUGAACGCAAAUACCUGGAGUCUUGAUACCAGGUAGAAUAGGAUAUUUAGUUUACUUAGCUGAAAUUGUAAAACUGUAACGAUCCAUUCAAUGAUGUAAAGCUUAUUUUUCGCUAAUUCUAGUUCUUUUGUUUUAUUUAUUAUGAGAUAAGUUGCCUCACAGAGAACGAAUCGUAGCUUUCAAUUUCCAUUGAGCGCGCACUUUGGUUAAGUUUGGUUUAAGAACAAAUUAAUAUUUUUAUGGCAAGGAAAUUAUUGAUUAUAAUUAGUGUAAACAAUUACCUCUGAAACUUCUGAAAUGAUUGAAGGCGUUGGUUGCUUCGGAAAUAGUUUCAAAUUUAAAUUGUACAAAACGGAGAGGAAAGUGUUGAUAAAAGUAAAAAUACUAAGUUGAUGAUCAUGUUUGUAUCUUUGGUUACUUUUUAAUGCAGAAUGAUGAAAUAUUGUAAUUAUAUUAUUGUGAUUUGAACUAUUGAUUUACUGUCAAAUAUAAGGAUAUUUUUAAUGAA
This is a messenger RNA of Hermetia illucens (black soldier fly), 1959 nucleotides long. RefSeq names its product protein FAM76A. Bases 128 to 1183 code for a protein of 351 amino acids. Lineage: Eukaryota; Metazoa; Arthropoda; Insecta; Diptera; Stratiomyidae. The record is from RefSeq and is a predicted model, not a curated record. The transcript has 6 exons.